Molecule: messenger RNA, 2400 nt
Organism: Priceomyces carsonii
Lineage: Eukaryota; Fungi; Ascomycota; Pichiomycetes; Serinales; Debaryomycetaceae
Exons: 1
Coding region: 1-2400 (799 amino acids)
Source: RefSeq, a predicted model, not a curated record
AUGUUCAAGAUGAGUUCCGUGAACAUUCUAAAUGCCAGCCUUCAAUCCUUCCUGUUUGCGUGCUUUACAAUAACUGCUGUUAUUUCUAUUAUAACGUACACGGAGAUUGAUAAGGUGGAGCUAUUAUUAUUCGCUAUAGGCCUGUUUGUAAUGAUUUUGUUGAUGACAACACAUAUAUAUAACGAAUGCUUUCGAUUAUACCACAAACUAUUUGAUACCAGUAUCCUACUUUCAGGUUUUAUGUUUUAUUUGGGAACAGGCUUAUGUUUGUUUGUUCAAAUCUUGCAAGGAAACUUUAAGAAACACAAUUCAAGGAUAAAAGAUUGGCGUCUCAUUUUGUUUCCAGUUUUCAUAGUCUCUGCAAUGAUGUUUGCUUGGCUAAUUGCCUUUAUGAUAUUUUUAUAUGUGUUUGAAAAAACCAAGCAGUUAGAUACAUCUCUGGGAGGAACCGAAGUUGAGACUUCUUCACUUAAGACAAACUAUACAGAGGAAUUUUAUGAGCAAGGUGAUAAAUAUUUAAUAGGAGCUUAUCCAAAAUCAUUGCAAAAAGAGACAGGUGUCUCGAAGAAGAUUUCAGAGAUAACUUUAACUAACGAAGAUGAUAAUUUAAUGAUUGGGGUUGACAUGGCCGAUGGUAACCCAAAAGAAAAUACUAUAGAAUGCAUCAUCAAGAAUUCAUUUAAAAAUACAGAUGCUGCUCUCGAUUGUAAUAAUUACAUUUCAAAAAAUUGGAUGGAUACCGGUGAAAGCUUGAAUAAUUUGGCCGAGUUUGUUAAAAAAGAUUUAUUGUACGGUAUACCAAAAUGUGGGCCACAUCACAGGUCCAUUAGUGUAGGUGCUCACUUCAUCAAUGAGGGAGAUAACCGCAUGGUGAUGCAGUCGAAAAGUGUACCUAAUCUCAACAAAAAUCAUAUUAAAAAAUUACUGAAAGAUUGCCAAAGCAGAGAAGGGUUUGGAACAGAUACUUUUAUAACAAGAAAUCAAAAAUUGUUGUCGUUAAAGAAUGAGCGGAAGUUCAUCUCCAGAUUUGAUCAGUCAUUAUUACCAUCUGUGCUCAAAAGAGGCGAGAGCCUGAUUGAUCAGUUCAAAAGACAAAAAAGCGAUCUUAAAACAGAAAACAAGCAAAUUAGCUCUCCGAAGAACUAUGAAUUCCAACAAAGCCCUGCGGUCAACUAUACGUAUUACGCUAAUAAUAAUACUGAUAAUUCUAGCAUGCUGGAAACUCGAAACAUACCAACUCAAACUGGCGACAGAUUGCAACCAAUUAUCUCAGGAAAAGAGGAUUGGGAUGAAAAUGACUAUGGAGACACUUUGAAGGGGCUAGAAAAGAUCCCAGUUCGAUCGUCUUCCCAAAACUCUUGGUCUCAAAAUUUUGCCAAUGAAGGGCAAGAGAUGAGGAAUAUUUCUUUGAAAGAAUGGGACCUUAAUGCAGAGGCAUGGCUUCAAAAUAGAAUCAGGGCCGGAGAGCCUUCAAGCUUAGGAGCCCUCACUAGGUUAGCAACGGAAGGUUUGAAGAGCUUAGAUGAGGAGUCGAACGUAGUAUCAGGAUCAGGCAUGAGAGUUAGGUCUCGCGCUGAGACAAUUGGAAGCUUAUCGGAUAUACACAGCACUUCAGAAGACUCUGAAGUGAGAGAAAACCAGCACUCAUUUGCUAUUUUAAACAAGUCUUUCAGUGCUCCAUCAUUGCAUACGUUCCGCCAAAACAGCAUUGAGUCUCAUAGAAGUGUCUCCGUCGAAAAUUUACAUGAAUAUGCAGAGAAUGAUGACUUUAUGAGACGAGAAGGAGACUUCUGCAUGCCAAAGGAAGUCGUCGAUCCAAGUAGUCCCCUAACUCCUCAGUCCAGUUCUUCACCUGUGAAACGAUUCUUUAAAGAUAGCCCUAAACGAUUCAGUAAUAUUUUCAAGGGUCCCAAUAAUCACCUCAAAAGACAUACUGGUUCACUUGAUUAUACAUACGCACCAAAAUAUAACACGUUUGAAAAAACUCAUAUGUCGUCGAAGUCAGAAUCAAUAGGAUCAGUAUCUCCUAAGAGGUCAAUUAAAUCAUUCAUUGCAAACAAGUCCGUCCAUAAAUCUUUUCCUUCGCUGUCAUCAUGUCCAGGUCCAUUUCCAUCUAAAUUCAAUUCAAGAACGCACAACCACAACCCCACUUAUACAAGCUCCUUUGCCUUUUCAAGCAAUAGCUCUCACACAUUCUGGGAGCUUGACACUGAACCUAGCUCCAACAAGUCAAGAAUAAGUUCUAGCAAGUCUAGAGUAAGCUCAAUACCAAGUGCAGUAAUAGGACAGUAUGACAGAGAGAAAUGGAGUACUUUAAAGGCUCUUCAAGAGCUGGAUAAAACACUAUUACAGGUGAAUAGUAAUUAUUCACCAGCCUGUCCUUUAGAUUCUAUGCCCUAA